AUGGUGAAAUUAUUGAAAAGCACACUUCUAGUAUCUGCGUUGACUUCAUUGACAAGUGCAUUGACGACUCUAACCCCUGAUGAUGAAACCGUUAACAUGAUCGAAUUGGCUAUUUACGUCAAUGAUAUCCAUGGUCAUAUGGCUGAUUAUUUGUCCAUGCAAGGUGCAAACCCAGAUAUGCCUUACCCAUCAGAAAUUAUGAAAGCUGUUAUGGCCAUCUUAUUCGGUACCGAUCCAAACAAUAAAUUCACAACUUUAUUCAGUACUAUCCCACCUGCUGAAAUCACAUCUAUGAUUACAGGUGUCCCAUGGUACUCUGAGAGAUUACAACCUGCCAUUUCUAAAUCUUUAGAAGCUAGAGGUAUCGUUACAAUGUGGCCUCCUUCUCCAACUCCAACUCCAACUCCAACUCCAACUCCAACUCCAACUCCAACUCCAACUCCAACUCCAACUCCUACUCCGACUCCUACUACUACUUCUACUAGUACUAGUACUACUACCACUCCAUCUACUACCACUACCACUAGUACUACUAGUACUACUAGUACUUCUACCACUCCAUCUACUACCACUACCGCCCCAACCACUAGUACUACUAGUACUACUACCACUCCAUCUACUACCACUCCUACUACUACCACUACUACUAGUAGCCCUAUUGCCACCCCUACUACUACCACUACUACUACUUCUACCUCUUCUUCAGCUACGAUUGCAUCAAACGCUGCUGUCGAAACUUCUUCAGCUGCUACGUCAACUGCCGAUGCAUCUACUUCUGAGGCCAAAAAAAGCUCAUCUGCCGCUGAGGAAUUGUCUACUGAAAGUUCAACUAAAUUAGCUUCCACUGUGUCUGCUGUCGCUUCAUCUUCAUCUUCUGCCGAUUCAUCUGUUCUUGCUUCCUCUGCUGUCGCCUCAUCUAUCGCUAAAGAAGAAGCAUCAUUCAUUGCUGCUCUUUCUUCUUCAUCAUCUUCAUCUGAAACCCCAGUUGCUACCUCAUCUGAAGCUGCAGUUGUCCCAUCAUCCGCAACUGUUGUCUCAUCAUCUGCUGCUCUUGCUUCAUCAUCCGCCGCUGUUGUCUCAUCCUCUGCUGCUGUUGCUUCAUCUUCUGCCAAGACUACUCCGAUCUCUUCGGUAUCAUCUGAUAUCACCACAUCUUGUGUUGACUGUGAAGAAUCAGAACGUGCUACAAAAACCGCAUACACUGUUGCUGAAAAGACUGUCACUAGUUGUGAUGAAAAAUGUCAACAAUCUAAAUUAUUAAUUUCUGCAUCAGCCACCAAGACAUACGCUAACUCCACUACUGCCAAUCCACAAUUCCAAAAUUCAACUACUUACAUUUAUACUACUGAAGGUAAGACUGUUACGUGUACUGAAGAAGUUUGCAAGUCUAAGGCCACUGCUGCUCCUGCUAAGACAACCACUGACAUUGUCUACGUGACUGAAGGUGUCACUAUUACUUGUGAAUGUACCGAUGAAGAUUGUAAAUCUAAAGCUACUGCUGCUAACAACGCUCAAGCUAAGACCACCACUGAAAUUGUUUACGUCACUGAAGGUGUCACUGUUACUUGUGAAUGUACCGAUGAAGAAUGUAAAUCUAAGGCGUCUGCUGCUGGUAAUGCUUCUACUAAGACUUCUACUGAAGUUGUCUACGUUACUGAUAAUAAGACUGUUACUUGUACUGAUGAAGUUUGUAAAUCAAAGGCUACUGCUUCUCCAACUGGUAAGGGUAAGGGUAACGAUGAAAACACUACCUACACUGAAAUCAUUUACACUACUUUAGGUAAGACUGUUACUUCUAAGGCUUCUUCUGAAGUUGAAAAAGUUGCUGUCUCUACUGGUGCUAGUGGUAGUUCCACCAUUAAGGUUUCUCAAGUUACCAACAAACCAUCUGGUGCUUCUCCAUCUGCAACUGUUCAACAACAAACUGAAAAUGGUGCUGCUAAGCAACUUGUCGGUUUAGGUGCUGGUAUUGUUGCUGCUGGUAUCUUAUUAUUAUAA
This is a messenger RNA of Naumovozyma dairenensis CBS 421, 1998 nucleotides long. Its product is annotated as SRP1/TIP1 family protein. Gene Ontology annotation, biological process: fungal-type cell wall organization. The transcript has a single exon. Gene Ontology annotation, molecular function: structural constituent of cell wall. Gene Ontology annotation, cellular component: fungal-type cell wall; fungal-type vacuole. The coding region runs from base 1 to 1998 and encodes 665 amino acids. The record is from RefSeq and is a predicted model, not a curated record. NCBI's taxonomy places the organism in Eukaryota, Fungi, Ascomycota, Saccharomycetes, Saccharomycetales, Saccharomycetaceae.